CGCUGUGUGUGUGAAGAGGAGCCUCGGAGCGUGUGUGUUAGUGAGAGAAAGCAUAGCGCAGAGGGAAGGAAGAGGAGAGCAGCGUCAGGAGAGUCAACGCAUGUUGCCAGAUUGAGAGAAGAACGAGGACUAAGGAGGAGGAGAGGGAGCGUUUCGAGUGCUUGAGGGAACGUAGAGGAGAGAGGCAGGGAGGAGAGGCAGUUUGGUCUCAGUCAAGUAGACAGGCAGGCAGGGAGCAGUGUAGAACCGGCAGUGCUGCAUUGUGGAUGUAAACUUUAUCAUCUGCGGGAUCAGCGGGGAGCAGCUGCAGAGCAGGAGGAGAGCGUGCCGGUGGAUUACCAUGUGUGUCCUCUGAAUGCACCAGGAUGCUGCAUCUCCACCGGGGGAAAAACUGGCCGUGGCUCGCCUUCAGAGGGAAGUCGCACGGAGCAAGAGCGAAGGAACAAUGCGAGAAAAGCUGAUCCACGAGCUAGAGGAAGAGCGACGCCUGCGACUGGAGAGCGAGAAGCGUCUCCGGGAAGUGACGGAGGAGUCCGAGCUGGGACGGGCGCAGAUGGUCUCACUGCAGCAGCAAUUCUCCAGGAUGGAAGAGACGGUGCGUUCGCUGCUGCAGAAUCAGGGCGUCGUGGAGCAGACUGCUGUGGACACAGUGGACAUCAUGAAGGCCUACAAGGAUAAACUCUCUGAGGAAGUGCGGAAGCAGCACGACGACCCCGAAGAGAAUGGCUCCCAAACGGACCCCGGGCUCGAUCCUGAUGCCAGCCAAGCAGAAGAGGACAAAGACAAAACCAAACCCCUUCUGGAUCGCCUCAAGGCUCUGGAGGAGAAAAAUUCUGCCUUGGCCUUGGAGAACGAGAGCCAGAGGGAACAGUACGAACGCUGUCUAGAUGAGGUUGCCAAUCAAGUUGUGCAGGCGCUUCUCACCCAGAAGGAUCUGAGAGAGGAAUGCAUGAAGCUGCGAACUCGAGUUUUUGACCUCGAGCAACAGAAUCGAGCGCUGGGAAUUCUGUUCCAGCAGCGGAUCAAGCCCGCCUCAGACCUGCUUCUCCAGAAACUCCACUCUCGGAUCAUGGAUCUUUCUGCAGCAGAUUUGCUUCUGGAGCCAGAGAGAAGCAAAGCCUUCUUACUUUCCAGAAACACAGAAUCUCCCUCCAGUGAGGUUCAGUUGAACGGAAAGGCAGGUCUCCCCGUGGCCAAGUGUCUGAGCCAGCUGAGUCUGACAGUGCCGGCGCCUGUAUACCCGCGCAGCAGCUGUAGCAGUAGUGAGUUGUCCCUGUCAAGUGCGUGCAGUGAAUUCUCCAGCGGCUCCUACACCUGGAAUGAUGGACGCUCCUGUGGGAAAAUGGCAUCUCUGACCUGGGAGAAGAGGCUGAGUUUGGGUUCGUCAGCCCCGAGUAACAUCUGCGCCCCCCCGGAGGAGCCCACGAGGCGCAAAGAGAGCAACAUACUCGAGGGACUGAGAAAGCUCCAGAGGAGGAAACACAGGAGCUCCUCCGUGUCAUCCAAGGUCUCCAAGUCAGACUGCAUGAACUCCAACGAGGGUAUCUACUCCCUGGGUAUCAAGAGUGGCAGUAAAGGGGUGUCCAAGCCUGCCCAUGUGGGUCGACCUUUAGCUGCUGGGGGCAAGAAGUUCUCUUAUGACUCUGAUGACGCUGAUGACGAAUUGGCACAUUCUAGUCGAGGAGAUAACAUCCCCACCAAGGACAGCUGGUUUUACUGUAAGAGGCUCUCUCGCAGCAUCUCGGACAGUUUGUGUAGCUGGGAGGGGAUGCAGGACAGCGGAGGUGGAGGUGAUGUUAGCUUAGUGGCUGCGAAACACCCCUCUGACUGCGACUCAAAAGAGCGUCCUGAGAAACUCAUGAGUUUUAUAGACAGUUUUCUCCCUGAGAGCGGUCGGAAAUCAGCUUUUACAAAACCAUCCUUGCUGCGCUUUAACCAGUCUGAAACAGACGGUCAGAAUCACCUCUCUGACGUGGAUGAUCCAGAAGAACUCAACUCUGAGUCUAGUGACAUCCGAAUGUCCUUUAGCCAGCCACCUGAGCAGGCGGAGAGGGACUCCAAGAGGGUGUCAAGAGACGCCGCCAAGCUGCUUGCACAACAAUGCUUACGCAGGGAGCAGGGACGCACCCAGUCUGCAGACGGGAGGCCCAGGCCUUUCAGCCUCAUAAAGGAGCCCAAAGGGGCAAAGUGUACUCAGUCUGAGGAGAGCAUAUUGGCGAUUUUUGAUGCAGAAGGAGAGCCGAUUGAACUUUGUGCUCAAAAGGUAGCCGCCGGGCUUCGAAAUGACAUUCACAGUAUCAAGGUAGUUCCUGAUUACACAGAGCUUGUGCCCCAAGAGAGGCCGACAAGGCAGAAAUCAGCCAAUGGGAGAAACUACACUGUUCUUGAGUCUCCAGAGAAGCCAUCGGAGUAUCAAAUUAGGUCUAGCAAGACAAGCAAUAGCAGGGAAGGCAGUGCAGAGAGGCUGUCAAUGCAGCUGACCCCACAAAGGAAACUAAUCAAACCGCCAAGCAGCCGACCCACUAAAGUCCACUCAAUCCCUCCCGCGAAUGAUUCGACUGCUUCCAAGUCCGGUGGUUCAAAGAUACCGGGUCGUAACAAACCUUCAGGAUCCCCGCUGAGAUUGUCAAAGGGCUCUUCCACUGAACCAACAAACAGUGGAAACUCAGGACCUUCCAGUCAGGAGAAAUCCCCCUCCUCUCCUGCAGGUAAGAUGUCCAGGUUCAUUAAACAACCAGGAACCUGCACACAGAGCCCAAAAGCGGUGAACUCCAAGCUACCGAGCAGGGCCGAUUGGAGUAAGAGCUCCUCCUCCAGCUCCCCACAGCUCUCAAGGAGGCACCUGGAUUAUGCUGACAAUGGUGAACAGCCCACCAGAGACAAACACUGUGAAACAAGCAAAAAUAAACUCAGGUCCCCGUCUCCUCCCCCUCCCCCGGGCCGCACCACCUCCUUACUGAUCAGACCAAAUUAUGAAGGGUCGCCUCAAGCACAUAAAACAUGGGUGGCUCAAACAUCCACACCAACCACUGUGAGGGGCCCUCCCCCAAGUUACCACACCUCAAUCGUACCAAAUAUGCAAACGACGCUGCCCAUCAAGGAUAAAGACUGUUUAGACUUGGAUGCAGGCUACGGGACUGCACUUGCACCUCAGAAACUGGUAGAGAAGACCAGUCAGCACCUUCAAAAGUCCCCCGCCAUGACUCAGACACCUACAAAAGGCACUUCCAAGAGGAUGACCACGAAAGACUACCUCCCUUCUGCAAACUCAGGGUGUGCUCCAGAAACUGAACAUGCACCUAAAAGCUCAAAGAAUGUCCCUCCUCCCUACAGUGCCCUCAGAGGGUCGUCGCUUCAGAACUCGUUUGCAAAUAAAAGAGGAUCAACCCAAGAAAAUGUUCAUCAGACAGUGCAGAAGACAUCAAUUAGUUUACCAAUAUCGCUUCAGGACACCCCUCAAAGUAAAGCAGAGCCACCAAAAGCUGUUGUCAGUCCUCCGUGCUCUGCUGUUACUUCCCCAAACACUGCAGAAAAAGCCUCAAAGACUCGCAUCCCAAUGGGGUUUAAAGCUUUUCUAAAAUCUCCCCCAAGCCAUAAAAAUACUCCCUCUAUUCCAGGCAAGCAAGAGAAAGAUCAUAUCAACUUAGUCUCCAAGGAAACUGUGACUUCAAAUGCUACGACUCAGUGUGACAGCUUGCAGCCAGCGUACAGUAUUGAUUCACCCAAGAUGUCAGAGGGGAAAGUUGACGCCCAGUGUCGCUUACUGGAAGAAGAAGACGCUGUAGAAGAAGGGGAGGUUUGCGAUAAAGGGAAAAGGAGUAGUCAGCUUUUCUCUAGAUCCAUAUCUGUGACCACCAAACCUCAUCUGAAGCCGGCUUUGGGGAUGAACGGUGCCAAAGCUCGUAGCCAGAGUUUCAGCACUAACUACAUUGAAAAACCCAACAUCAACGCUCUAGAUGGGCCGGGGAAAAUCCGAACACAGAUCAUCACCAACUCAGGUGAAAGGGGGAACUCUUUGUCAAGGCAGAGUUCGUUAGAGGUACCGAGUGUUGAGAGUCCUAUCCAUUCUCCGAGGACUCGGCUAAGCCACUACGGAGGCAUGACAGGGUCAAAUAGUCACAACGUCCUCCCUGAGAGAACUUCCAAAUCUGGCUCCAAAGGCGAAGGGUCACAGGGCAUAACAAAGGGCGAGGCAAUCAGUUCACCUUCUCAAAAAGAGGCGCGUAGCUUACCCAUUAGUGAUCGCAUUGGUUUAAACAACAUCCGUAAGCCCUCAAAGGUUGCCUCCCAUCCACAGUUUCAGCCUCCAUCCUCUUGUGUGUAUAGUUCGGAAAACCCAGUGCGAGAAACAGGAGAUGUUGCAACCACUCCUAAUGAACCAGACUUUAGGAAGGAGGUCAAAAUACAGACAGAUUCUCCAGAUGCGGAGGAGAAAAAGAUCAGCCCAACAGCCUGUACCAUUGAGGAGAAAGUCAUGAUGGGGAUCGAAGAGAACUUGCAGAAAUGUCAAGAACAAGAGAAGGUCGCCGCCAGCGAGGCCAAACAGAAAACAGGCCCCUCUCUGGCGAACUGGUUUGGCCUCCGCAAGAGCAAGCUCCCCGCUCUGAGCGGCAAGAAAGCAGACUCCCCCAAGGCAAAAGAGGAGAAGAAAGAGCUGAAGAUCGGAUCGGUGCUCGGAGGCAAACAGAUCAAGUCUGACAAGAAGAAGGAUAAGAAGAAGAAUGAUAACCAGCAGAGAGACAGUCAGGAGGUGCAGAAUCUGUCCGAGAUGAACAACAAGCUGAGCUCCAUCAUGGACCACUGCAACAACCAGAUGGGCCAGAUCGCCAGCCAGAUCCAGUGUACGACCACCUUCAUCGGCAAAGACCAGCUCGUGAAAGAGCUUCUUGGCAGGACCGCUGUGAAGGGCAACUGUGUGUCUGCGUCGCCGCCUGGGAUGUCCACGCCCAAGAAACACAGCGAAAUGAAGGGAGAUAUGGAGAUCUGUCCAGAUACUGAUACCCUUAUAAUGACUCAGAAGAUCAACCUGAAGGCUGAAAAUGAGGAGGGACACAUCCCAGACACAGCCUGUCAAGACCACAUGAUAGGCUCCGGCUGUCAGAUGAGAACCCUGGAUAGCGGCAUCGGCACCUUCCCUCUCCCCGAUUCCGUCACCCGGGCCAGCGGUCGCCACAUCCCCAAAUCUGAGUCCAGCCCGGAUGGGGUGACCGCCGGCUCCUCUGACCUCCAUCGGGAGCCUCCCUCUUCUCACCCAGACCCCUCACAACCUGAUGUGAAAGUGCCUUCCCUCCCAAAAACCCGCCCGCAUGUCCCCAGCACCAUGGGUCACUCCCUGUCCGACCCCAGUGUGACGUGCAGUAACGACACCCAGAGCCGCCUGCCCAAACUCGCGUCCUCAGAUGCAAUCAGGACAAAGAGGUUGAGUCUUUGUGCUCCACGCAGCAGCAUCUCCACAGAGGACAAAGACAAGGAAACAGAGAGGAGGAUGAAAGCCCAGGACCAUGAUAUGCCCGGUGAAAGAGCUCUGCAAGUGUGCACGUACUCUGGGAGCAGCAGCGAAACCGAGACUGAGCCGGAGGGAACCGGAAGCUCGCCACAAAGGACCCUCAUCAACAGAUCUAAGAAGAGUGACUCAGUGGACCAGAACGAGGAGACCCUGAAGAGAAGCAGCGUGGAGAAAUCCUUGUCAAUCAUGGACUACUACCAGCACGACAUGUACUCACAUCUGGAGAAGGACAGCAGGAGGAUUUCUCAGUACAAUUUGUUGCACAAGGAAGCGUCCCUGGAUGGCAAAGCAGGAGACAGACUCAGUAAGGAGAUUUCCUUGGAGAAGACGCCCGUCGGCGCGAACCCGCCCCUCGACUUCUCCCUGGAGUCCCUGAACAAGCUGAAUCACAGCAGCUCCAGCAGCGGCAGCCUCUAUCCCGACGCGAGCCUCGGCAGCCGCAGAGGUGACUGCCGCGCCGACGCCGGGAGGAGCGGCGAGGACUGCUGCAAGGUGGACGAGCCCUCCUCCUCCAGCUUCUCGAGCAGGCCCGGGGCGGAUCCCGCGGGCUCCCUCAGUGACUCCCUGUACGACAGCUUCUCCUCCUGCACCAGUCAGGGCUCCAACGAGGUGUAGGGCAUCGAGAAGGAAGACAGGGCUGUACAGUGUCCUCUGACAACUUGGACAUGUCCGGUUUUUGUCCUUUCUGGUCAAAUUUUCUUCUUCGGAGUUGAUUUUCAGGUAGAUAACAACCAACAUAAAUAUUAGUGUUUGCAAGUAAAAAAAUGUUCUUGUUCCUGCAAACCAUGAAUACAUAACAUUUCUAUAUCAUCAUGUAGCAGACACGUUGACGCUUAAGCUUUCAGCAAUGCUGUAGUUAACAUGCUGUUUCGGUUAUGGCUCGCAAACAUCAUGUCACGGCUUAAAAUACCCAGUUUGAGUGGCGCUAUCCGUGCUGGAAUUACAGUGAUGUCUGUAAAAACUGCUUUUUAGGAACCAAUCCUGCAGUGUUGGGAGGGUUACUUUUGAAAUGUAAAAGGUAACAGAUAACCUUUUUAAAAAUGCAAUAAGUAAUGUAACUAUUUCAAUCACUUCAUCAAAGUAAUGUCCUAAAAAAGCACGAGUGCAGAGUGCUGCACUGGAAUUAGUCGCAGCAGCUAAUCAGCAGGCUGUCGGAAAUAUGUCAAAAAGACGGCAUUCCUCCACGGCGAAAAGAUGCAAAGCAGCAGAGUGAAUGUUAUCUUCUACGCAAAAAAGCUUAUUACCAAAAAUAACAUUUGGAUGUAAACCCUGUGUUACCACCAACAUCACGUUUUGUUUUUUUCACAGUAACUGUAGCCGAUUACAGUCACAUUUA
Plectropomus leopardus (leopard coralgrouper) is the source of this 6842-nucleotide messenger RNA. RefSeq names its product nck-associated protein 5-like. Gene Ontology annotation, biological process: microtubule depolymerization; microtubule bundle formation. The record is from RefSeq and is a predicted model, not a curated record. Gene Ontology annotation, cellular component: microtubule plus-end. NCBI's taxonomy places the organism in Eukaryota, Metazoa, Chordata, Actinopteri, Perciformes, Serranidae.